GUUCCCGAGGGCCGCGCGAAUCUACGGCAGGAAUGAGUGUGCAGCGCAGCGCAAUCAAUCAGCCAAUCCAUCGACCCCAUCCAAACCCCGUCCCAAGCCCUCGGGUCAGCCAUGUCUUACUCACCGCAAGUGCCGGCCGAAGGGGCCGAUGGCCCCUCUUUCCGAGGCCGCGAGAAGAACUCAUUUCACCUGCCGAAUGCGCCGGGAAGGGCUACACGAAUCGAGCGUGUUGGAACCGCUCGCAGGCUUUGCAAUCAGCGUAAUGUCUCCCUGCUAGUGUUGGCCCCCGCUGUUCCUCCACCCACACGGACCGACGAUGCAAACGUCCUUGUCAUCAACCGGCGACAGGCUUUUUUUGGGUCCAUUGGGCGCAUUAAACAGCCCGGAAAUGGCGUGGAAGGGCACGGCGAAUACCGUGCGCGGCAAAUAUUGACGCUGCCACGGGGCUACGUACUAUAUGUAGAUGUAGAUGCGAUGUGGGCGUUUUGGGCAACCAGGCCCCGUCCGUGCGCGUCUAUUUGGGGAGAGAUACUCGUCCAAGCCUUUUUUUUUUAUUUCUUUUUUUUUCUAUAAUUCAUUUAAGUGAUGAGUGGGAAAGAGCCGCGGAGUCUGUGGAUCGUCAUUUCUUGGAUUUAAUUCUGUAAAUGAAGAAGGAGGGGGGAGCUCGGGCCCUUGGGGAAAAGGUCGUCGUCGGAACUGUAUGUCACGAGGCGCUCAACAUCUAUCCGCCCUAUGUUUUAUUUUUGGGAAGGGACGAACCGAGAGCCGGGCGUAGGGUGAAGAAGGAGAGCCAACAGGCAGGCGGCAUUCAUUUUGAAUGAAGUGCCACGGGGGGGGGGG
This is a messenger RNA of Colletotrichum navitas, 840 nucleotides long. RefSeq lists its product as uncharacterized. The coding region runs from base 112 to 573 and encodes 153 amino acids. The transcript has a single exon. Lineage: Eukaryota; Fungi; Ascomycota; Sordariomycetes; Glomerellales; Glomerellaceae. The record is from RefSeq and is a predicted model, not a curated record.